Messenger RNA from Anopheles maculipalpis, 1318 nucleotides. It is a transcript of the gene Prps, whose product is annotated as ribose-phosphate pyrophosphokinase 1. The coding region runs from base 41 to 1309 and encodes 422 amino acids. Gene Ontology annotation, biological process: purine nucleotide biosynthetic process; ribonucleoside monophosphate biosynthetic process; 5-phosphoribose 1-diphosphate biosynthetic process. The record is from RefSeq and is a predicted model, not a curated record. The transcript is spliced from 6 exons. Gene Ontology annotation, cellular component: ribose phosphate diphosphokinase complex; cytoplasm. NCBI's taxonomy places the organism in Eukaryota, Metazoa, Arthropoda, Insecta, Diptera, Culicidae. Gene Ontology annotation, molecular function: magnesium ion binding; ribose phosphate diphosphokinase activity.
UUCUCUUUCCACUUUGAUUGAUAUUUAAUUCAUCACCGUGAUGCCAGUGCGAUCAUCUCACCCGAUUCGCGCCAGAACGCUUGUCCGCAGCAACUUGGAGAAGGCAUCCGUUAUCAGCAACAGCAUCGCCAGCAGCCAGGUCUGCGGCAGCAAUCUCGUGCCUAGUUUGUCAUCGGCAGCACACAGCACCAGAAGCAGCAGCGGCAGCAACAGCAACGACAGCGGCAGUGAUAGCAAGCAGCCUACCGAUAGCAUCGCCGUUCCUAGUGUUGAUCCUCACCAAAUUCUACAGUCGAGAAUGCCAAACAUUAAGGUGUUUUCCGGUUCAUCCCAUCCGGAUCUUGCUUCCCGCAUUGUCGACCGGCUCGGUAUCGAUCUCGGGAAGGUAGUGACGAAAAAGUUUAGCAACUUGGAGACCUGUGUUGAAAUCGGAGAAUCCGUAAGAGGCGAAGAUGUGUACAUCGUCCAAUCCGGUUCCGGGGAAAUCAACGAUAACCUGAUGGAGCUGCUGAUUAUGAUCAAUGCGUGCAAGAUAGCGUCGGCUUCCCGUGUGACUGCUGUCAUACCAUGCUUUCCUUAUGCACGACAGGAUAAGAAAGAUAAGACAGGCGACGAUAAGCUGGCAGAGCUCAUGAAAACCAAUGAGUGGAAGUUCCGGAGCCGUGCACCGAUUUCCGCCAAAUUGGUAGCAAACAUGCUUUCUGUUGCUGGAGCAGAUCAUAUCAUUACAAUGGAUUUGCACGCUUCACAAAUUCAGGGCUUCUUCGACAUACCGGUCGACAAUUUGUACGCCGAGCCGGCAGUAUUGAAAUGGAUCCGAGAGAAUAUUGCCGAGUGGCGAAACUCGAUCAUUGUAUCACCGGACGCCGGCGGUGCAAAGCGCGUUACUUCGAUUGCCGACCGUUUGAACGUCGAGUUUGCCUUGAUCCACAAGGAGCGUAAGAAGGCAAACGAGGUCGCCUCGAUGGUGCUGGUCGGUGACGUGAAAGAUCGGGUGGCAAUCCUGGUGGACGAUAUGGCCGACACGUGUGGCACGAUUUGCCACGCGGCUGAUAAGCUGGUAGAGGCUGGUGCGACGAAAGUUUACGCUAUAUUAACGCACGGCAUCUUCAGUGGGCCGGCCAUCUCGAGGAUAAACAAUGCCUGUUUUGAGGCAGUCGUUGUGACUAACACUAUUCCGCAGGAUGGCCACAUGAAAGAUUGUCCUAAAAUUCAGUGUAUCGACGUUUCGAUGAUGUUUGCCGAGGCUGUCCGUCGAACACAUAACGGUGAAAGUGUGUCAUAUCUGUUUUCAAAUGUUCCUUACUAAGCUGCAGCU